AUGACGACGUCUACGAACCCGACGCUGGCCGAGCAGCUGGCUGCUGCUGCAGCCGCAAGUCGCGAGCCGACCCUGGGCGAACUGUUCUUGCGAGGUGCGGGGUCGGUCCAGGGCGAUAUUCAGUCGUUCCUGCGCCAGCUGGCCACAAGCCCGCAGGCCGCCUCUGAGGCCGAGAAGGAACGCGAACGGAGGGAGAAGCGCGGUCUCCGCAAGCGCAAGCGACAGCUCAUGGCCGCCUCCGCCGCCAAGACCGCCGCGGCCGCGGCCACCUCCCCGCCCGCUCAGUCGCGAAAGAACGGAAGCGGUCCGUCUUCGGCUUCUUCGAAGAAAGCGAAAACGACAAAGAACGAAAGCGACAGACCACGACAAGCGAAGACCGCAGCGAACUUGGCCUCGGCGGCCCCGACACCGGUCCACCCCAGGCCUACAACGGCCCCAGCCGCGACCACCACCUACCCGCCGUCGGCCCCGACCACGCACCAGCCGUGGCCCGUAAGACCUCCGCCGCCCGUGCCGACGACCACGACGACGCGCCAUCACUCGCUGCCGCUCAUCUGCGCCGAUGCGCAGUGCGACUGCAGCGGCGUGCACGACCCGGCCGCCGUGUCGACACAGAGCCUGUGGAAGUCGCGCGAGUUCGAGCACAGCCCCAACACCAAUAACACCUACCUCGUGCCCACGCUGGCGUCAUCUUCGUCAUCGUCGUUCCUUGUCGACCCGUCCAUCUCGCCGCACUUGCCCUCGGCCUCUUCGUCGUCGUCGUCGUCGUCGACGCUGUCCUCGCCCGUCUUCUCGUCGACUACCACAUCGACGUCGAACUCGAUGUCGCUGCCGCCGGUCCUGUCGUGGGUCGACAGCUUCUUCAGCUCGCUGGGCGAGAUGGCCGACCUGGUCGAGCCCAGCAGCAGCAGCGGCUGCAUUGCGAUGGCUCCACCCUGCGCCACCACUUCCACCACCACCUCUUCCACACUACUCUCCUACUCCUCCGCUCCGUCGCUCCGCCACCUCUACCCGGCCAUCGAUGAUUGGCCCAGCCCGCACUACCCCAACCACCAGCACCAGCCCCAACACCAUCACCAUCAACCCGACUACACACCACAGCGCAGCCCAAUCACCGACCUUCUCUACUCGUCAACGUCGUCGUCAUCUUCGUUGCAUCACGCGCCUACGUGGCAAAGCGAGUCGUGGAGCAGCCCACCAGCACCACCACCACGUGAUCAACACACCACCGCGGGGUGCGAUUGCUGCCCUGCACCGCUGGCGGUUGCGGUUGGCGUGAGUUCGCCCUAUCCUCCGGGCUGGUCCUGGCUUAGUGGUGGUGGUUGGUGA
Messenger RNA from Acanthamoeba castellanii str. Neff, 1329 nucleotides. RefSeq lists its product as uncharacterized. Bases 1 to 1329 code for a protein of 442 amino acids. NCBI's taxonomy places the organism in Eukaryota, Discosea, Longamoebia, Acanthamoebidae. The transcript has a single exon. The record is from RefSeq and is a predicted model, not a curated record.